AUGGCUGAACUGGGAAUCCAUGGUUAUGCCUUCGCCAUUACCAAUAAUGGAUACAUACUCACCCAUCCAGAUUUGCAGCCUCUGUUGCGUAAUGCCAUGGUGAACAGGCAGACGGGAAGCUUCUCUAUGAAAGUGAAGAAGACUGUGGAUAAAGGGAAGCGUGUGCUUGUUCUACACAAUGACUACUACUACACAGACAUUAAAGGAACUCCCUUCAGCUUAGGAGUGGCCCUGUCCAGAGGUCAUGGCAAAUAUUUCUUCAUAGGAAAUACCUCUGUUGAAGAAGGACUACAUGAUUUGGAGCAUCCAGAUGUUUUAUUAGCGAAUGAAUGGACAUACUGUAACACAGAGGAACAUCCAGAACACAAUUUCCUAACUCAGAUUGAUGCCAUCAAGCUGUAUUUUAAUGGGGAACCACAUCUGAAGUGUGAUAAGGAUCUGAUCCAGGAAGUUCUAUUUGAUGCUGUGGUCACAGCACCACUGGAAGCAUACUGGACCAGUCUCGCUCUCAAUAAAUCCGAGAAUUCUGAUAAAGGGGUGGAGAUAGCUUACCUCUGCACUCGAACCGGACUAUCACGCAUCAACCUUUUUGUGAUGCCAGACCAACUGACCAAUCAAGACUUCCUGACUGGAGAGGAUAAGGAGGUGGUGUUCAGUGCUGAUCAUUUUCCUUUGUGGUACAAACGGGCUGCUGAACAGGUGCCUGGAACCUUUAUCUACUCCCUUCCUUUCGGCACAGGCUCUGAGAAUAAGAGUGUGGUUUUGGCCAGCAGCGCCAUUCAUUUGUUGGAUGAGAGAGAGUCACCCAUUGCUGCAGCUGUGGGUAUUCAGAUGAAACUAGAGUUCUUCCAGAGGAAGUUCUGGACUGCCAGCAGACAGUGUGCAGCACUUGACGGGAAGUGUUCCAUCAGCUGUGACAAUGAUGAAAUCAGCUGUUACCUCAUUGACAACAAUGGAUUCAUAAUUGUGGCUGAGGAUCUGUCUUUGACUGGUGUGUUCUUUGGAGAGGCUGAGGGAGCUGUGAUGAGCAAACUUGUUUCAAUGGGUUCUUUUAAGAGGGUGAAUCUGUAUGACUAUCGGUCAAUCUGUAGGGUGUAUGCACAGACCAGUGAUACAGCACACACACUUUUGCACCCCUACUUUGCUUUAUUUGCAGCUGUCCGGUGGCUUCUGACUGAAUUUGUCAUAUUUCUGGUUGAGUUCAACCUGUACAGUUGGUGGAACUCUGACCUCACCAUUAAGGCUCAGAGAGGAGGCAAAACUAUGUUGGUUCCUUGUGAUAAAGAGUAUCCAGCAUUCGUGUCUGAGCGCACCAUUAAAGAAACCGUCGGGAAUAUUGACUGUGAAAGCUGUGUUAAAUCGUUUGUUAUUCAGCAGAUUCCCAGCAGUAAUCUUUUCAUGGUGGUCAUUGACAAUACAUGUGACUGCAGUGACUUUGGACCUGUCACCAUGGACCCCAUCGAAAUUAUGUAUAACGAGUCUCUGAAAUGUGAACGGUUGAAGUUUCAGAAGGAGAGAAGGCGACCAGACACGUGCCACCCCUUCCAUCAUGAGGAAAACUCAAUGGAGUGUGGUGGUUCUGUGGGCUUGACUCCAUCACUAACAUCUACAGUUCUUAUAGUCCUGAUAGUCACCAUCUUUCCCAGGUGAUGAAAACAGAAUUUGACCCAUACGUCCACCUCGGUCAUGCCAGUUUCACUCGGUCCAGCAUGCAAAAAUGUAUUAUAUAAAUAUUUAUUU
This is a messenger RNA of Sinocyclocheilus grahami, 1740 nucleotides long. RefSeq names its product voltage-dependent calcium channel subunit alpha-2/delta-3-like. Gene Ontology annotation, cellular component: voltage-gated calcium channel complex. The transcript is spliced from 22 exons. The record is from RefSeq and is a predicted model, not a curated record. Bases 1 to 1650 code for a protein of 549 amino acids. NCBI's taxonomy places the organism in Eukaryota, Metazoa, Chordata, Actinopteri, Cypriniformes, Cyprinidae. Gene Ontology annotation, molecular function: voltage-gated calcium channel activity.